AUGAAGUUCAUCAUAAUACUACUGAUUAUGUUACAUAUAUUAUCAUAUAAUGUCCAUUCAAAUAGAACAUUGAAAUUCAAUGAAUUAUGGAAGAAAUGGAAAUCUCUAUAUGCUAAACAAUAUAAUGAUCCAAAUGAAGAAUUGAUUCGACAAAGAAUUUGGAAUAAGAAUCUAAUCAAAAUUCAAUUGCAUAAUUUACGUUAUGAUUUAGGCUUUGAAACAUAUUCUAUUGGUUUAAGUCGAUUUACCGAUAUUGAAUGGAAUGAAUUUUGUUCAAUGUAUAAAGUUGACAAGAGUUUAAUCAUUCCUGAAUCAUCUUUUAUUGAAGAAGAUUAUGAUGUGAAUAAUGUUGGUUGGACACCGGAUUCAUAUGAUUGGCGUCAUUUGAAUGUUGUGAAUGAACCAAGAGAUGAAGGUUCAUGUAUUGGUUCGUAUGCAUUUGCUGUAACAGCUGUAACUGAAUCUCAAUAUGCUUUACGUACAUCCAAUCGAAAAAACUUUUCUGUACAACAGUUUAUUGAUUGUACACGUAUAUAUGGUAACAUGGGAUGUCAUGGUGGUUACACAUUUACAUUGUUUAUUUAUUUACAAAAUUUUGGAUUAGAAACAGAAGAGAAUUAUCCUUUUACGGGUGGGGAUCAAGAUUGUCUAGCAAAUAGUUCAGAUGUGAUUGUUCAAUCGAUUGGUUAUAAAUUUCAUCGACAUGGUUAUGAAACAAUUUUGAAAUGGGCACUGUACAAUGAAGGUCCAUAUGUAAUUUCUAUGAAUAUUGAUGAAAAGUUUUUACAUUAUAAGUCAGGAAUAUAUCAAUCUGAUACAUGUACACAUUAUAAUUUAAAUCAAAGUAUGUUACUUGUUGGUUACGGUUAUGAUAAUGAUGGCAACGAUUACUGGAUAUUACAAAAUAAUUGGGGGACAAAUUGGGGUGAACAGGGUUACGUGAAAGUACUUCGUAACAAUUGGAAUAUGUGUGGAAUUGCUUCAAUGGCAUUUCGACCAAUAUUACGAGGUUUUUAA
Messenger RNA from Schistosoma guineensis, 1017 nucleotides. Lineage: Eukaryota; Metazoa; Platyhelminthes; Trematoda; Strigeidida; Schistosomatidae. The record is from the annotation of a GenBank genome assembly.